Messenger RNA from Pogona vitticeps (central bearded dragon), 9840 nucleotides. It is a transcript of the gene FLNB, whose product is annotated as filamin B. Gene Ontology annotation, biological process: actin cytoskeleton organization. Lineage: Eukaryota; Metazoa; Chordata; Lepidosauria; Squamata; Agamidae. Gene Ontology annotation, molecular function: actin filament binding. The record is from RefSeq and is a predicted model, not a curated record.
GCGCGCAGUACUCGCUGUCAGCGAGCACGUGUGAAUGGCGUGAGUUAGGGAGAGAAUUGGUUGAAGCUUUACCGGAGUGGGGUUGCUAAGCUAACGGCGCUGUUCUCUCCCCUUGGGUAGGUUUCACCGCUUGUGCUUGGCUGUGACCCAGCAGCAGCAGCAGAAGGGAGGGAGCCAGCCAGCUUAGGCGGGCGAGUUGGUUGGUUGGUUGGUUGAUCUGUCUGUGUCCCCGCUUGCCAGGACGAGAAGGCGGGGCGGCCUCGGCAUGAACACGCAGGCGCGGGGCCAGACGGCUCUCAGUGACUGGAGCGGCAGCGAGACCAGCAGCGGUAGCAGCGAGCAGAGCUCCGGCUUCCAGGCUCGGCGUCCGAAAGACCCGCACCAGCGUCCCUUGGGCCGUAGAGACCUCGAGGCGGACGGCGCAGCCAUGCCGGUGACCGAGAAAGACCUGGCGGAGGACGCGCCGUGGAAGCGGAUCCAGCAGAACACGUUCACCCGCUGGUGCAACGAGCACCUCCGCUGCGUGAACAAGCGCAUCGGCAACCUGCAGUUCGACCUGAGCGACGGGCUGCGCCUCAUCGCCCUGCUGGAGGUGCUCAGCCAGAAGCGCAUGUACCGCAAGUAUCACCAGCGACCCACCUUCCGGCAGAUGCAGCUCGAGAACGUCUCGGUGGCGCUCGAGUUCCUCGAGCGGGAGAACAUCAAGCUCGUCUCCAUCGAUAGUAAAGCUAUUGUCGAUGGAAACUUAAAGCUGAUCCUAGGAUUAAUUUGGACACUUAUCCUCCAUUAUUCAAUCUCUAUGCCGGUAUGGGAAGAUGAAGGAGAUGAUGAUGCCAAGAAACAGACUCCAAAACAGAGACUCUUGGGAUGGAUUCAGAAUAAAAUCCCAUAUUUGCCAAUAACAAAUUUUAACCAAAACUGGCAGGAUGGGAAAGCCCUUGGUGCCCUCGUUGAUAGUUGUGCUCCAGGUCUCUGCCCGGACUGGGAAAGCUGGGACCCUAAGAAGCCUGUUGAUAAUGCCCGUGAAGCCAUGCAGCAAGCAGAUGACUGGCUGGGUGUACCUCAGGUCAUCACUCCUGAAGAGAUCAUACAUCCCAACGUGGAUGAGCACUCCGUGAUGACCUACCUGUCACAGUUCCCCAAAGCCAAGCUGAAGCCGGGUGCUCCUUUGAAACCAAAACUUAAUCCAAAGAAGGCAAGAGCAUAUGGCAGAGGGAUUGAGCCACAUGGAAACAUGGUUAAGCAACCUGCCAACUUCACGGUAGACACUAUCAGUGCUGGCCAGGGUGAAGUCAUGGUUUUUGUAGAAGAUCCAGAAGGAAACAGAGAAGAGGCUAAAGUGACCCCUGACAAUGACAAAAACAAGACCUAUGCUGUACAGUACGUGCCAAAGGUUGUGGGACCUCAUAAGGUUACUGUCCUGUUCGCUGGUCAGCACAUCUCAAAGAGCCCAUUUGAAGUUAAUGUUGAAAAGGCCCAGGGAGAUGCAAGCAAAGUAACGGCAAAAGGGCCAGGCCUAGAAGGAACUGGAAAUAUAGCCAAUAAACCCACUUACUUUGACAUUUUUACAGCAGGAGCGGGCGUUGGUGAUAUUGGUGUAGAUGUUGAAGAUCCUCAGGGGAAGAAUAUUGCUGAAGUUGCAGUAGAAGACAAAGGAAAUCAAGUGUACCGUUGUGUGUAUAAGCCUCUUCAACCUGGUCCUCAUACCAUUAGGGUUGUGUUUGCUGGAGAACAUGUCCCAAAAAGCCCUUGGAGUAUUCUUGUUGGUGAAGCCUGCAAUCCAAAUGCCUGCCGUGCCAGUGGCAGAGGCCUCCAGCCCAAAGGAGUUCGGAUCAGAGAAACCGCAGACUUCAAGGUUGAUACAAAAGCCGCAGGGAGUGGAGAUAUCCAUGUUGCAAUAAAAGGGCCAAAGGGCUUGGAGGAGCUUGUAAAACAAAAUGAAUUUGUGGAUGGUGUAUAUGCCUUUGAAUAUUACCCCCUAACUCCAGGAAAAUAUUUGGUCACAAUCUUAUGGGGAGGCCACAACAUCCCCAAAAGUCCCUUUGAAGUUCAAGUAGGUCCUGAAGCAGGACCUCAGAAAGUAAGAGCUUGGGGGCCAGGUCUUCAUGAAGGAGUUGUUGGUAAAUCUGCAGAUUUUGUGGUAGAAUCCAUUGGUCCAGAAGUUGGAUCCCUGGGCUUUGCCAUUGAAGGUCCAUCUCAAGCAAAAAUUGAGUGUGAUGACCAAAAUGAUGGCUCAUGUGAUGUCAAGUAUUGGCCCAAGGAGCCUGGGGAAUAUGCUGUCCACAUCAUGUGUGAUGACGAAGACAUCCAAGACAGCCCCUUCAUGGCUUUCAUCCAGCCAGCUUCCCUGGACGUUGAUUCUGACAAGGUAAAAGCCUAUGGUCCAGGGCUGGAGAGAACUGGCUGCAUUGUCAACAAUCCUGCAGAGUUUACAGUUGACACAAAAGAAGCUGGGAAUGCUCCUUUGAAGAUAUAUGCACAGGAUGGGGAUGGAAAUCCUAUUGAUAUUCAAAUGAAGAACAAGCCAGAGGGUAUCUAUGCCUGCUCAUACAUCCCAACGAAACCCAUCAAGCAUACUAUUGCUGUUACAUGGGGAGGAGCUAAUGUGCCCAAUAGCCCUUACAGGGUCCACAUUGGACAAGGCAGUCAUCCCCACAAGGUGAAAGUCAUUGGGCCAGGAAUAGAGAGAACUGGUCUGAAAGCCAAUGAACCUACUCACUUCACGGUAGACUGUACAGAAGCAGGAGAAGGUGAUGUCAGUGUUGGCAUCAAAUGUGAUGCUCAUGUAAUAAGUGAAGAAGAGCAAGACAUAGACUUUGGCAUCAUACAUAAUGCUAAUGAUACCUUCACAGUGAAAUACACACCGCCUGCUGCUGGACGCUACACUGUCAAAGUGUUGUUUGCUGGAGAGGAAAUCCCCACCAGCCCUUUCAGAGUGAAAGUGGAGCCCUCACAUGACGCAAGCAAGGUGAAAGCUGAAGGGCCUGGCCUGAGUAGAACUGGUGUGGAAAAUGGGAAGCCUACACACUUCACUGUUUUCACAAAAGGUGCUGGGAAAGCUCUUCUCGACGCCCAGUUCAGUGGGCCAACGGCAGGAGAAGUUGUCAAAGAUGUGGAUAUCAUUGACAACUAUGAUUACUCUCAAACUGUAAGAUAUACUCCAGUACAGCAGGGCAACAUGAACGUUCUGGUGACUUACGGUGGGGAUCCAAUUCCAAGAAGCCCCUUCACUGUAGCUGUAGCUGCUCCGCUUGACCUGAGCAAAAUUAAACUUAAUGGUCUGGAAAACAGAGUUGAAGUAGGAAAGGACCAGGAAUUUCUGAUAGACACAAAAGGAGCUGGUGGACAGGGUGAACUCGAUGUGUCGAUCUUCAGCCCAACUAGAAAAGUUGUGCCAUGCUUAGUAGAACCAAUAGCAGGCAAGGAGUGUUGCACUGCAAAAUAUAUCCCAAGGGAAGAAGGCGUUCAUGUGGUUGAUGUAAAUUACGAUGGGCAUCCAGUUCCAGGAAGUCCUUAUACUGUGGAAGCCACUCUGCCACCGGAUCCUACCAAGGUGAGAGCCCAUGGUCCAGGCCUUCAUGGAGGCCUUGUUGGGAAGCCUGCAGAAUUCACAAUAGAUACCAAAGGAGCUGGAACGGGUGGUCUGGGCCUGACAGUCGAAGGGCCCUGUGAAGCCAAGAUAGAAUGCUCUGAUAAUGGUGAUGGAACAUGUUCAGUCUCCUACCUGCCCACAAAGCCGGGCGAAUACCUUGUGAAUAUCCUUUUUGAAGAGGUCCAUAUUCCUGGCUCUCCUUUCAGAGCAGACAUUGAAAUGCCAUUUGAUGCUUCAAAAGUAGUUGCCACAGGCCCUGGACUCGAACGUGGGAAAGUAGGUGAAGCUGGAUUACUAAAUGUGGAUUGUUCAGAAGCAGGACCUGGGAAGUUGAAUAUGGAAGCAGUUUCAGAUUCUGGAUCUAAAGCUGAUGUUGAGAUUCAAGAUAAUAAAAAUGGGACCUAUGCAGUUACAUACGUGCCGCUUUCUGCUGGGAUGUACACACUCAAGAUGAAAUAUGAUGACGAACCAGUACCAAACUUUCCUGCACGCGUCAAAGUGGAUCCUGCUGUAGACACAAGCAAAAUCCAAGUGUUUGGGCCAGGAAUUGAGGGGAAAGAUGUCUUCCGUGAAGCAACAACAGAUUUCACUGUAGACGCUACGCCCUUGACCAAAACUGGUGGAGACCAUAUCAAAGCUCAGAUUUCAAAUCCCUCUGGAGCUUCCACAGAUUGCCUCAUCAAAGACAAUGCUGAUGGGACAUAUGCAGUAGAGUUCACGCCAUAUGAAAGAGGCCCUCAUACUGUGGAAGUUACCUAUGAUGAUGUUCCUGUGUUGAACAGUCCUUUCAAAGUGGAUGUCAAGGAAGGAUGCCACCCUUCACGUGUGGUGGCCGAAGGUCCUGGACUACAAGAAGCCUACACAAAUAAACCCAAUCCAUUCACUGUAGUCACUCGGGGGGCUGGAAUUGGAGGCCUUGGAAUAACAGUUGAAGGUCCUUCUGAGUCUAAAAUAAGCUGUACAGAUAACAAGGAUGGCAGUUGUAGUGCAGAAUAUAUCCCAUAUGUUCCUGGAGAUUAUGAUGUCAACAUAACUUACGGUGGCGAACAUAUCCCUGGCAGUCCAUUUAAGGUUCCUGUAAAAGAUGUAAUUGAUCCCUACAAGGUGAAAGUUGCAGGACCAGGUUUGGGAACAGCAGUUCGUGCUCACAUUCCCCAAUCCUUUACUGUGGAUACCAGUAAGGCUGGAAUUGCACCACUGGAAGUUGCAGUGACAGGACCAAGAGUUGAUGAGCCGGAUUCCCAGUUGUGGCACAGCCCACUGAAAGCAGUUCCAGAGUUCUUUAAAGGUGACCCCCAAAGUGAAUCUAAUGAGACAGGCUUGGCAGAACCUGUUAACGUAGUUGACAAUGGCGAUGGCACUCAUACAGUAUCAUACACACCUACGCAAGAAGGUCCUUACACAGUUGCAGUAAAAUAUGCAGAUGAAGAGAUUCCUAGAAGUCCAUUCAAAGUCAAGGUGCUUCCGACAUACGAGGCCAGCAAAGUGACAGCCAGUGGGCCGGGCCUGAGCGCCCAUGGGGUUCCAGCCAGCAUGCCUGCUGAUUUUGUUGUCGAUGCUAGAGAUGCAGGCCAGGGACUACUUUCAGUAGACGUCACAGACCAAGAUGGCAAACCAAAGAAGGCAAAUAUCCAUGACAACAACGAUGGCACUUAUGCAGUAACUUACAUUCCUGACAAGACUGGUCGAUACUCCGUUGGCAUUAAGUAUGGUGGGGAUGAUAUACCUCUUUCUCCGUAUCGAGUCCGUGUAUCACCAGCAGGAGAUGCUAGCAAGUGUUUAGCAACAGGUCCUGGCAUUGCAGCCAUGGUGAAGACUGGAGAGGAAGUUGGCUUUGUGGUCGAUGCUAAAUCUGCAGGAAAAGGUAGAGUGACGUGCACUGUCCUGACACCAGACGGCUCUGAAGCUGAAGCUGAGGUCAUUGAAAAUGAGGAUGGGACGUACGACAUUUAUUACACAGCUGCCAAACCAGGAACCUAUGUAAUUUAUGUCCGCUUUGGUGGAGUGGAUAUUCCAAACAGUCCCUUCACUGUAAUGGCUACAGAUGCAGAUGAAGUUGCAGUGUUGUCUCAGGAACCAUUAAAUGCAGCCUGUCCCCCUGGAGCCCGCCCCUGGGUCACAGAAGAAGCUUAUGUACCUGAUGGUGAUAUGAAUGGUAUAGGGUUUAAGCCCUUUGAUAUAGUCAUUCCUUUUGCAGUGCGGAAGGGAGAAAUAACUGGGGAAGUCCAUAUGCCAUCAGGGAAGACUGCAACAGCAGACAUUGUGGAUAACAAGGAUGGCACAGUAACAGUUAGAUACGCUCCUGUUGAGGUUGGCUUGCAUGAAAUGCAUAUCAAAUACAUGGGCAACCAUAUUCCUGAGAGCCCCCUACAGUUCUAUGUGAACUAUCCAAACAGUGGAAAUGUGACUGCUUAUGGACCUGGCCUUGUCUAUGGUGUAGCAAACAAGCCAGCAACUUUUACCAUAGUCACUGAAGAUGCUGGUGAGGGUGGUUUGGACUUGGCAAUUGAAGGUCCCUCAAAAGCUGAAAUUAGUUGCAUUGACAACAAGGAUGGCACUUGCACUGUCACUUACCUGCCGACACUUCCAGGAAACUACAACAUAUUGGUCAAGUACAAUGACAAACACAUUCCAGGAAGCCCAUUUGUUGCCAAAAUCACAGAUGACAACAGGAGACGUUCUCAAGUGAAGCUUGGCUCGGCUGCUGAUUUUUUACUGGACAUCAACGAGACCGAUCUCAGUCUCUUGACGGCCAGUAUUAAAGCUCCUUCUGGUCGCGAUGAACCUUGCCUUCUAAAACGGCUGCCCAAUAACCAUAUUGGUAUCUCCUUUAUUCCACGGGAGGUGGGGGAACACUUGGUCAGUAUUAUGAAGAAUGGGAGUCAUGUGCCAAACAGCCCAGUUUCCAUCAUGGUGGUUCAGUCUGAGAUCGGCGAUGCGAGAAGAGCAAGAGUUUUCGGACGUGGCUUGGUUGAAGGACGUACAUUUGAAAUGUGCGACUUCAUUGUAGAUACGAGAGAUGCAGGCUAUGGUGGGAUCUCCUUGGCAGUUGAAGGACCUAGCAAAGUAGAUAUCCAGACAGAAGAUCUGGACGAUGGAACGUGCAGAGUGUCGUACUUUCCAACUGUCCCAGGUGUUUACAUAGUUUCAACCAAGUUUGCUGAUGAACAUAUCCCAGGAAGCCCAUUCACUGUGAAGAUAAGCGGGGAAGGAAGGGUAAAAGAAAGCAUCACACGUACUAGACGGGCUCCUUCUGUGGCCACUGUUGGAAGCUUGUGUGAUCUCAACUUAAAAAUCCCAGAAAUUGACAUUGGUGACAUGUCAGCCCGGGUAACUAGCCCCACAGGGAGAAUAACAGAUGCAGAAAUCGUAGAGCAUGAUAAAAACACAUAUUGUGUCCGCUUUGUACCCCAAGAAAUGGGGGUCCAUACAGUUGAUGUGAAAUACCGAGGGCAACAUGUGCCUGGCAGCCCAUUCCAGUUUACCGUUGGACCGCUUGGUGAAGGAGGAGCCAGUAAAGUCAGAGCUGGUGGUCCAGGACUUGAAAGAGCAGAGGCAGGCAUCCCAGCUGAAUUCAGCAUAUGGACGAGAGAAGCAGGAGCCGGAGGACUCUCCAUUGCAGUGGAAGGCCCAAGCAAAGCAGAAAUUGCCUUUGAAGACCACAAAGAUGGAUCUUGUGGUGUAUCAUACACAGCUCAAGAACCUGGAAACUACGAAGUGUGUAUCAAAUUCAACGAUGAGCAUAUUCCUGAAAGCCCUUACCUGGUUCCUGUGAUUGCUCCUUCAGAUGAUGCACGUAGGCUCACUGUUAUGAGCCUUCAGGAGUCUGGGUUGAAAGUUAACCAGCCAGCGGCCUUCGCGAUUAGGCUUAAUGGGGCAAAGGGCAAGAUUGAUGCUAAAGUACAUAGUCCAAUUGGAGCUGUAGAAGAAUGUCAUGUCUCUGAAUUGGAGCAAGAUAAAUAUGCCGUUCGGUUCAUUCCACGAGAAAAUGGCAUUCAUUCCAUCGAUGUGAAGUUCAAUGGGAGCCACGUAGUAGGCAGUCCCUUCAAAGUCCGAGUGGGGGAGCCAGGGCAAAUAGACAGCCCCGCUCUCGUGACGGCCUAUGGGCCAGGCCUUGAGAAUGGCGUAACAGGGCUACAGUCUGGGUUUACUAUAGACACCAGCAAAGCUGGCCCUGGUACCCUUGCUGUUACAAUUGAAGGACCAUCAAAGGUGAAAAUGGAUUGUCAGGAAGCACCAGAGGGCUACAAUGUGAUGUACACCCCUAUGGCUCCAGGGAACUACUUAAUUGGAAUUAAAUAUGGAGGACCUAAUCACAUAGCUGGUAGUCCUUUUAGAGCAAAAGUAACAGGUCAGCGGCUGGUUAGCCCAGGCAUCUCAAAUGAAAUGUCUUCUAUCAUGGUGGAAUCUGUGACCAGGUCAACGACUGAUACAUGUUACAGUGCCAUUCCCAAAUCUUCAUCUGAUGCAAGCAAAGUUACCUCCAGGGGUGCAGGGCUCUCUAGAGCUUACGUGGGCCAGAAAAACUCUUUCUCUGUAGACUGCAGCAAAGCAGGUUCAAAUAUGUUGUUAGUUGGUGUCCAUGGACCUACUACACCUUGCGAAGAAGUAUCUGUGAAACAUUUGGGAAACCAUCAGUACAACGUAACAUAUGUCGUGAAGGAGAAGGGUGACUAUAUUCUAGCCGUGAAGUGGGGUGAAGACCACAUUCCUGGAAGUCCCUUCCAUGUUACUGUUCCAUAAGCGCAUCUUGUUUCAGAACGUCCUGCUCUCCGAGUGAAAUUGUCCAAUGUGAUACUGUGAGCAGUUCUCCAAGAAAGUAUCUUCCUGAACGCAGAUCAUAUUUUAAUGCACCUCAUAUUAAAAUUAACUUUUUUAAAGGGUUGUACUUUUGUCUUAACUAUCACUUCUAUACAAUGCAAAUCAAGUACAUUAUUUAGAUCAUACCAUUCUGAAUUGAUACACAAUCAUUUAAAAGUGAAGGACAGUCUCCUUCCGUUUUUUUGUAGAUUUUAGAAUUUACAAAGUAAACUGGAAUAUGUCAUGGAUAAUAAGGUAUCUUAAACUACUGACUUGUAUUGGGUGUUUUUAGACUGGAAAUAUUUCCUUUAGUUGUAGAGUAUCACUCUGGCAAUUGUCUGUCUUCUGUAAAGAAAUGAGGUAAAAUUGGUACUUACUGUGCCUUUGUAUACUUGAUUGUCUUUUAAUACCUAUCGGUGAAACUCAAAAUAGUGUUACAGCUAAACACUAUAAUGUCUUACAAAAUGGUUGGCUGUUUACAUUUGGGGAAAGUGAGAACUGUUUGCUUUUUUACCCUCCUGGAGGAAACCAAAAGGGGUAUCGGAGCAUUGCUGGAAACCUUCUUCACUAAUGUUCUAUGCAGUUAUAAUGCCGUCUUGCUUUAACCUUGAUUGUUGUUGACAAGAUGCCAAAUUAGGUUGACAUCCUGGCCAAGAUGCCCCUUGCUUCUUGGGCGCUUGAGAUCACCUGUGAGCGCCAUAUAUAACCUGCAAUAAUUCUUCUUCCAAGAGCAGCUAACUAUUUCUGCACACAAAAUGUUCAUUUCUGUAUAGCUCACAUUGGUUGUAGUGGAAGAAUGUGUAACCCCACCCCCACAAUCUUUUUAGUUCGCCAAGAAAAGCAUAUUGGGAAUUACUCAUUAUGUCUUCUGAUGAUGCUGAUGUGAAAGAUAGCUGAGGCAUUUAGUCUUUAAACGACUCUCUGAAUGUUUCUAGCCUAAUUAACAGCAAAUAGGAGAGUUUUAGUCAAAGGUGUUCCUGCAGAAGUAUUUGUCCCUUUAUGUUUUGAGAGAAGGAAAAUAAAUCACAUAGCCCAUUUCAGCAUUCAGAAUCCAAGUGUAUAAAUGAUGGUUACUACAAUACUGCUGUAGUUUUUAGCAGAAUUUUCAGAGCUUUAAAUGUGCCUGAUGGAAGAAGAGACUUAAUGGAAGUAACUCUGUUCCUUUCCCUCUGUUUUAGUAAAUGACUUCUAUUUGGUUGGCUUUAUUUUUGUAGUUUGGGUAUCAGUGCACUAAGCCUCUCUAAGCACACUUUCCUGGAGGAGAAAUAGGGUAACAGGAUUUUAACUGUGCUGUGUGCCUUAAUGUGAAAUGCUCACUACAUUGUAAACUAUAAGCAAAAGCAAAAUAAACUGGAAUAAAUGCAAGAUUGUAAUAUUGUAUCUCAUAACUUAUUAAAAACCACAAAUGUUUGCUUCAUGAAAUAAAAUGUGCAUGUUUUAAAAAAAAA